This is a messenger RNA of Prunus avium (sweet cherry), 870 nucleotides long. RefSeq names its product FCS-Like Zinc finger 17. The record is from RefSeq and is a predicted model, not a curated record. NCBI's taxonomy places the organism in Eukaryota, Viridiplantae, Streptophyta, Magnoliopsida, Rosales, Rosaceae.
UAUCUAAUGCUCAGCCCUUACUUCACAACCCUCUUAAGUUUUCUGUUUCUUCUUCUUUCUUCUUCUCUUAUCUCUUCUCUUCUCCUCUCUGGUUCAACAAAAAUGAUCUCUAAGUUCAGAAAGGCCUCCAAUUUGGUUGACCAUAAGCAGAGCUCAGUGGCUGUUGGAUUGAAAAUCCUUAUACAGAUCUCACAAGGGAACAAGUCAAAUAUCAUUGUGAAAUCUUCAUUAAGAUUGAGCCAGCCCACCCCUGAGUUCUCUUGCUUUCUCAAAACAUGUCACUUAUGCAACAAGGGAUUAAGCCUUGAGAAAGAGGUCUACAUGUACAGAGGUGAUCUAGGAUUUUGCAGCAUACAGUGCAGGAACAGACAGAUUGUGAUUGAUGAAAUGAGAGACUUAGAGGCUUCUACCAAGCAAAUGCUAGCAUCUUACAGGCGCGGCCAAAAUCGUUGCAGCAGCAAUACUAAGAGUCGGCUUAGUGUCUUAGAAGAUGUACAUCUACAACAAGACCGAAUCCCACAGCACAGAAACAUAUUUGCACUUUAAAUUAAGGGGAUAAUAUAUAAUUUCUCUUUAUUAACUUUGUAUACUCUUUUUAAUUUUCUAGCUUCCAUGAGUUAAAAAUAGCUAAGCGGGAAGAAAAACUUAAUGAAAUGAGCUGUUGGAUUGUUUAAUUAUUGUUAUAUAACAAGAUAUAAAAAAAAAUUAUUACAUUUUUUUUUUGAGGCAGUUUCUUGAUUUGUAUCCCUUUCUAUUUUGAGAUAAGUAUCAAUUCACCUUCUUGCUCUAUCGCUUUCUUUUAUUGUUUGUUUAUGAUAACUGGAAAACUCUUAUUGGAGGCAGCAAUAACAAGAUCUUUGGCCCUAGAUA